Molecule: messenger RNA, 810 nt
Organism: Metschnikowia bicuspidata var. bicuspidata NRRL YB-4993
Lineage: Eukaryota; Fungi; Ascomycota; Pichiomycetes; Serinales; Metschnikowiaceae
Exons: 1
Coding region: 46-501 (151 amino acids)
Molecular function (GO): nucleic acid binding; zinc ion binding
Source: RefSeq, a predicted model, not a curated record
CAAGAAGCCUUCCUCCAUAUCACCUACAGUAUACAACACAUCAAAAUGGGAAGGUACAGUGUAAAAAGAUACAAGACAAAAAGAAGAACCCGGGAUCUCGACUUGGUGUAUAAUGAUCUCUCGAGCCUGGCUUCCAUCAUUGCGUUGAAAAACCAGCCGCUCGACGAGACCAAGCCGGGCUUGGGCCAGUACUACUGUGUCGAAUGUGCCAAAUACUUCGAGAACCAGAUUUCCUUGGACCGCCACACCAAGGGCAAGAUCCACAAGCGCAGAUUGAAGGACUUGAAACAAAGACCAUACACGCCUUUGGAGAGCCAGGCCAGUGCCGGGUACAACUUGGAGAAGUACUUGCAAUCGGUCGAAAAGUACAAGCAGAUCGAGCAGAACAAGAAGGACAACCAGGCAGAGUACGACGCGCUUGUGGGCCAGAAGAAACCGGACUUGGACGAAAUCAUCACGGGGGUUCCAGCCGAGGAGCAGCCGGAGAACAUGGAGGAGUGAGUCGGCACCAGCUUCCACAACCUGAUCCAUGUACGCUGCCAUGGCCGGAUGAAUUGGGGGAUCUAGGCGGUCUGAAACAGGCCUCCAAAUGGCAUAGCUGCUGGGUGAUGAAAGAGCUGCGAUCUAAAGGCUCUUUUGCUGGACUGACUUGAUAUUGCGGGAUUGUAGAAGCGCGAACUGGCACUGAGAAUGGCCAGGUCUCUUAGGGUAGCUUUGGCUGGCCAAGAAGCCGCCACGGAGUAUAAGAAUAAAGGAAAGUAUAGACAUCUUGAGAGAGCGCAGCGGCGACUACAGAUGACGGGACACGGG